Molecule: messenger RNA, 1975 nt
Organism: Bombus pascuorum
Lineage: Eukaryota; Metazoa; Arthropoda; Insecta; Hymenoptera; Apidae
Gene: bsh
Product: brain-specific homeobox protein homolog
Exons: 3
Coding region: 280-1122 (280 amino acids)
Biological process (GO): regulation of DNA-templated transcription
Molecular function (GO): DNA binding; DNA-binding transcription factor activity, RNA polymerase II-specific
Source: RefSeq, a predicted model, not a curated record
GAUACCAGGGCUUUUCGAAUGGUCAAGAACUUCAACGUUGAAUCGCCACUCACCGAUUGUCAAAGCGAUGAAAGCAAACUAAUAAAGUGAGAAACAAAAAAUAAGAACACUUAGUUAGAGUUAAAAACUUAGACGAAUGAAAUCAAGCUUAACGGUAUUAAACUUACACGAUUGAUAUAUAUAACUUUUAAAAGAAAACUUCAACUAUGUAACAAACAAGCAACUUUCAAUACAAAUAAUCGAAGUUCGAUAGCUGAAAAGUUGCUCAUUUUGGUAAAGAUGCAGUCCACUUGUCAGCAACAACAGGCCCAGCCAGGUCAGAAUGGAACUUCCGCAAGCAGAACAUCGUUUUUGAUAGAAGACAUCCUGAGUCGUGGAACCGCUCCACCGCAUUCUCAUCAUCAACUUCAUCAUCAGCACCUGACGUCCAGUCACGGAGUACAACAUCAGCAAUACCAACAAUUCGCCAGUUUAUUACCUGGUUAUCCUUCUGCACCGCCUACGGCAACCUUCUUCCUGGGACCACUUUUUGGUAACACGGCGAUGGGGGUUGGCGUGGUACCGGGAGUUACUGAACUUGCGGCCUUGAAGCACUGCCGUCGACGAAAGGCACGAACAGUGUUCAGCGAUCAACAAUUAGCGGGUUUGGAAGCUAGAUUCGAGGUGCAGAGGUACCUGAGUACACCGGAGAGGGUAGAGCUCGCGGCGGCUCUUCACCUCUCGGAGACACAAGUGAAAACGUGGUUUCAAAAUCGGCGGAUGAAGCACAAGAAACAAUUGAGGAAAUUGAACACCAGCGCUGGAAGCAAUGGCAACCAGAAUUCUAAUCAGCAAUGCACCGGUCAAUCCGUUUCCGUUACAUCGCCUGCCGAACGACCGGUGGAUUUCUCUCUGAGCGGCGGGCGAGAAUCACGGGCGAGCAGUGACGCGCCGGUAGACUCCGACGACGAUGAAAUCGACGUUCUAGGUGACGAGACGCCAUCGCCAACGCGAACAGGCAAUAUUCACGUCUCUAGGCGUGCCGGUUCACCGACGAGUUUUCAUCAGAUCACGUAUCGUCAUUCGGUUAGCUUGUCUCAUCAACCCCAACACGGACAAGCUAUUCAACGCCAACAUCGCUGAAACGAAACAGUACAAGGUUGAUAUUGCUCUUUCACACGGGAGAACGUUUAAUCUGAGCUAGUAAAUGCAGACAUUGCAUUCAAGAACGAGAAACCGAGUGAUCGGUCUGAGAAAUUGAAGGAAGAUUUGAGAAGGGAGAACCGAGAGAAAUCACGUGGAUUUUUCUAAACGCUGAAAUCGUUUCUCUCAAGUGCAGUCAAUCGGUUCAAACAACUAUUAGGAAAUCCUUCAGGAAAUACGAAGAUCAGCAGUGCGAUUUCGAAAAAGUUUCCUCAACGACAUUUUCUAUUAAUUGCGAAAUUUCAUUUAUCAGAGCGAAACGUUUUUACAGAUUAUUUUAGACAGUUUGAAUAUUUUCAUUUAAGAAACUAGUCACAAUUACAAGAAGAAUUAUGUUAAGGAAUAUAAUGUAAAAGAGGAUAAAUCGAAGUGACGAAGAUCUGACGAUUCUAAACCAUCUAAAUCUGACAAUGGAUGAUAAAAGUAAUACUGUCUCGCUUAUAGAACAAAAUUGUUAGAAGGAACUCUUCAUUUUGAACCAGUGAUUAAUAGAACAAUGUGAAAGAACGUGAAAGAAAUACGAACGACACUUUCAGUGUUAAGAAUGAAUUUGUGAUUGAAGGAAUAGUGUACAAUGAAAUGGUGUAAUAUAAGAAGAUCGAAAGACUCGAGACGAUGUAGAAAGUGUAAACGACUUGUAAAUGACUCUUUAGCGAUUAGAGUCUGGUCGAUCUCUCGCGACACUUUUUAUAGCGAAAUGCCAUAAUAAAGCUAGUCUGUUUCGAGUCACUUUUUAUAGCGAAGUAGAAAGUUAGCUUGUGAUUCAAGUUGGGAUUAAAAUGUCAUGAUGUAA